AUGGACCCAGCGUAUAUUGCACAAUCUAAAAGGAAUGGGAAGAGAAGUAGCAAAUGUAAAACAUGCAACGUGGAACUCACGACAGCAGAAUGUGAAGGCGGCUGUACAGUCAGUAAAACAACUGGAUGUUUGGAAGGUUCAAAUAAUAAUAAAAUCCAAUGUAGUAAAAUGCUGAAAAACUGCGUUUUCAGAUACACUACACUACCGAUGAAGGUAACAUGUUUUAG
Dicrocoelium dendriticum is the source of this 227-nucleotide messenger RNA. The record is from the annotation of a GenBank genome assembly. Lineage: Eukaryota; Metazoa; Platyhelminthes; Trematoda; Plagiorchiida; Dicrocoeliidae.